This is a messenger RNA of Sporisorium graminicola, 2706 nucleotides long. RefSeq lists its product as uncharacterized. Gene Ontology annotation, biological process: endocytosis; actin cortical patch localization; actin cortical patch assembly. The record is from RefSeq and is a predicted model, not a curated record. Bases 1 to 2706 code for a protein of 901 amino acids. The transcript has a single exon. Gene Ontology annotation, molecular function: Arp2/3 complex binding. Gene Ontology annotation, cellular component: actin cortical patch. Lineage: Eukaryota; Fungi; Basidiomycota; Ustilaginomycetes; Ustilaginales; Ustilaginaceae.
AUGGAUCCCUUUGCCGCAUACGAGGCGCUCGACAAUCCACAGCAGUUCUGGGCCGAACUCGACGACAUUCUAGACACGCCCUUUCACCCUCCAUCGUCAUCAUCAUCAUCACGACACGAUGACUCGCUAUUACAGGCCAAGCGCAUCUACGUAGCUAGUGUGCUUGCCAAGUUUCUCCACCUCUGUGCCGCCUCUUUUAACGACAUCCUCACUUCCGAGUACAAUCAGGACUACUGCAUCAACCGCCUUUUCAGUUCGACUGCUUUCCGCGAUGAUGCUGACCCGACCAAAGACGAGAGCGACGACAACAUUGCCAUGCACCAGCUCGCAGCAGAAGAGGCGAUACGCAUGAUGCAGAUCUCGACGUCCACCCCCGUGCUCCUCAUGACUUACGAAAUCGUGCUUCAGUAUGGAGACGCUUUCCCAUCUACAUACAAGUCCAUUCAGGCAUCUGCAUCUACUGUUUCGUUCGUAGGUGUGCGCGCUUUCCUUCAUCGGCUCGUACACCAGAUCUGGGCGGGCAGCUAUGCAGCGCAGGCAGAAGCAAAGAUCGGCAUCUCGGAUCAAGCGCACCACCACCAUCAUUCCGACAUCACCGGUUGGAGCGGUGCUCACUGGGAUCACCAUGACGAGCGUGAAGCUCACGAUCCUCAAUCCAGCACGCCAACCGUUUCAUACGCCUCUAGAGGACUCACCUCGUCGUCCGCGUCUAAAGAUAUUGCGGUCCAGAUCAGCUUGCGCGAAAAAGCCGUCCGCAUGCUCUACGAAGUGUGUCGUGUUCAAAAGCUUGAAGCUGCGCAUCUCAAGGCUUUUGACGAGCGUUUCAUCCAUCACCUGUUUGAUCUCGUCGAAGAGACGCGGCAUCAUCACGACGAGGACUUCAACUACCGGCUCAUCAAGCUGCUCGUGGCGAUGAACGAGCAGUACAUGGUGUCGACCCUCACAUCGUCUGCGCCCGCUCACUCGUCUGCCGCUCCUGGACAGAUCAACUCUGCGCCACCCUCCAGCUCAAGACCCGUCAACCUCGUGCUGAGCGUGUUGCAGCAGCGCUUGAACGCGAGCAAGACGUUUGGCGAGAACUUGAUCUUCAUGCUCAACAGGGCGAGCAGUUCGGAUGCAGAGGACGUGUGCAUGCAGUUGCUCGUGCUCAAGCUUCUUUAUUUGUUGUUCACGACCAAGGAGACAGCGUGCUAUUUCUAUACGAAUGAUCUGCGCGUGCUCGUCGAUAUCUUUAUCCGCGAACUCCACGAUCUGCCGGACGAGAGCGAGUCGCUCCGACACACUUACCUCCGCGUGCUCCACCCAUUGUUGACCAACACACAGCUCUGCACGUACCCUUACAAGAGAACACAGAUUCGGAGGCUGUUGAAAGGAUUGAUCUCUCAUGGUCAUCUGAACGACAUCUCGACGACCACCAAGCGGCUGGUGGAGAGGUGUUUGCGCGCCGAGUGGUGUGUGGAGCUGGAUCGGUUGGAUGGGACCGAAAGGGUGGCCAAGGUGGAGCCUAUCGGGGGAGGAGAGGCGCAUGUCAAAGUGAUGCAUGCUGGUGUUACCACAGAAGGUCUGCCGAUGCUGGCUACAAAGAUCAAGGAGAACAGCCACUCGGUGCAGGCGACGGCGGACUCGCUCGCGAUCACCAACGAGGACGAGGUGGCGAGUCCAAUCAGCAUCCACACUACGCUUUCGCCCACGAGCUACGGUACGGAGUGCGAGGCGUCGGUGUCGCAACAAUCAGGAUCGCUCAGCGUGCCGGCGACGUUGCGGACGCGUGAUAAGCGGGUGGCGUCGCUCUCGCACCCACGCACUGCGUCGCAAGAAGUAGCGAGUACCAUGUUGCGCCCGACGUCGGCUGCUUCCCUCAGCAGGGCGCAGGUCAAGCAGUACAGCGGCAGUAGCAGCGGUAGCAGCAACGACGUCCAACACAGCAUCAACGGCAAUGGUGGUAGCAGCAGCAGCAGCAGAAGAGCGGUGUCGGCGCAGUCGGCGCCGUGUACACCGCCCCGCGUCGGCUCGCCCUUGCUGAACGUCGGAGCGUCGUCGUCAUUGCGUCAAAAUUCGCGGAUGUCGGAGCUGCAUUCGCCCGUCGGGACGGAUGGGGAAACGGACGAUGCCAUGUCGACGUCGAGCUCGUGGCAUGCGCAUAUGCUUGACGAUCCCCCUGCUGCCUCAGGCAAGCGUCGUGGAGAAGGAUACGAGGCAGCAGCGACAAUACCAGGGAGUGUGCUGCAAGAAGCAGCAGCGCCUCGUGUGGGUUCGCCGCUGAGCAGCGAGUCGACGAUGCAGAUCCUGGAUGCCGGUGCGAGACACGUUGCCGAGGGCUCGGAUUCGACUGUUGUCGCGGUGACAGGAGAGCCGCCAAAGAGGAGGAAGCCUCCACAGCCGCCUGCGCAGGCGAGGAGGGCGAUGCAGCUGACUGGACUCGCAGACGUCGGUUCGAGGUCUGCGAGCCCGUAUGGCGCGGUCACUUCAGCCGACUCGUCGCCUGCGGGCGAGGACGUACCUACUGGCCUCAGCAGCGGGGCACAAGGCGGGAGUGGGAGGAGCAGUGGGGCAAGAAGGAGGCCGCCGCCGCCUCCACCGACUGCCACUACCGUCGUCAGUACAGCGGAAGCGGGUCCCGACGAGGCAGAAGGAGAGGACGAGCUGGCUAGCGCUCAGAGCUUUUACAUUGCCGAACGGUUGAGACGCGGGUUACGCAUUCGGUAG